This is a messenger RNA of Cucumis melo (muskmelon), 1821 nucleotides long. RefSeq lists its product as uncharacterized. The transcript has a single exon. The record is from RefSeq and is a predicted model, not a curated record. Lineage: Eukaryota; Viridiplantae; Streptophyta; Magnoliopsida; Cucurbitales; Cucurbitaceae. The coding region runs from base 1 to 1821 and encodes 606 amino acids.
AUGACUUAUACAGAGCUUUUACCUCAACUAAUUCAAAAUCGACAGUUAGCUCCUAUUCCAAUGAUUCCUAUACAACCUCCUUACCCAAAAUGGUAUGAUUCAAAUGCUCGAUUUGAUUAUCACGCUGGGGGAGUGGGACACUCAACUGAAAAUUGUUUGGCUUUGAAAAGAAAGGUGCAAUCUCUAAUUAAUGCUGGAUGGUUGAGUUUCAAAAAAUCUGGUGAGAAGCCGAAUGUCAAUGAAAAUCCACUGCCUGAUCAUGAAAAUCCAAAAGUUAACGCUGUGGAUAGCCUUGUUGAAAAGUGUAAAAAUGAAGUCCAUGAGAUAGUGAUGCCUAUGGAAGCACUUUUUGAAGGUCUUUUUGAAGCAGGAUAUGUUAGUCAUGAAUAUCUAGACCCCAACAUAAGAUAUGAAGGGUAUGAUGAAAGCAGACAUUGUAUAUUCCAUCAAGGAGUUGCAGGCCACGUUGUCCAACAAUGCCAAAAAUUUAGAUCCAAAGUACAACAACUUAUGGAUUCAAAGAUACUCACGGUAUAUAGAGGACAAGAAAAAGACGAGAUGAAAGACAGUAAAAUGUGUGCUUUAAUGGAUGAAGUUUCAGAAAAGAAAGAUUCCUUUUUACCAAGACCUUUGACAGUUUUUUAUCAAGAAAGUCAUAAUGGGUCAACCAGCUUCUGCAAUCCUAAAAAACUCCCGAUCCAAGUGCCGAGUCCUUUCAAAUUUAAGGAUCUAAAAGCAGUGCCAUGGCGGUAUGAUUGUCAGGUCAUAACAGGUCCUUCAGUUGAUAACAUUACAGGAAUCAGCGGGAUAACCCGAAGUGGAAGAUGCUACAAACCAGAUAACUUAACAGUCCCUUCAGAUGGUCUAAUACUGGAGCAAGGUAGGAAAAAUGAGAAAAGAAAUGUGAAAGAGCAUUGCAAAGACCAAGAUGUGGAGAUGCCUAUCAUUGCAAAAGAUAUAGAAUACAAAAACCUUGUCACGGAUGAGGAAGCAAAUGAAUUCUUGAAAAUAGUAAAACAAAGUGAGUAUAAGAUCAUAGAGCAAAUGCAUCAUACUCCAGCUCGAAUUUCUUUAUUAUCGUUGUUUUUGAAUUCAGAGCCUCAUCGCAAAGUGUUAUUAGAUAUUUUGAACAAGGCACAUGUCGGACAUGACAUUUCAGUGAAAAAGUUUAGUGGAAUUAUUGGAAACAUUACAUCUUCAAAUUCCAUAGUCUUCACAGAUGACAAAAUUCCUCCUGAAGGCUUAGGCCAUACAAAAGCACUGCAUAUUCAAGUGAAGUGCAAAGACUACGUCAUUGCAAGAGUUUUAGUGGAUAACGGAUCAGCUCUCAAUAUAAUGCCUAAAUCUACACUAUUAAAGCUUCCCGUGGAUAUGUCACACAUAAAGUCAAGUACUAUGGUUGUGAAAGCUUUCGAUGGGUCGCGCAGAGAAGUAAUGGAUGACAUUGAACUACCAGUUAAAAUUGGCCCAUGUAUUUUCAACAUAGUCUUUCAAGUCAUGGAGAUAACACCCACAUACAGUUUUUUAUUAGGACGUCCUUGGAUUCACUCCGCAGGAGUGGUGCCAUCCACAUUGCAUCAAAAAUUGAAAUUUAUUGUUGGGAGUAAGUUGAUUUGCGUGAUGGGAGAGGAAGAUUUCUUAAUAACAAAGCCAGUCUCAACCCCAUAUGUUGAAGCGACGGAAGAAGCAUUAGAGUGUUCUUUUCGCUCUUUUGAAAUUGCUCAUGCAACUAUGAUGGAAGCAACUGUAGACGAAGUGAUAAAGCCACACAAGUCUAAAGUUGAAGUUAUGACCACUAGGAUAAUGGGAGGUAGAGGAUAA